Molecule: messenger RNA, 1605 nt
Organism: Durusdinium trenchii
Lineage: Eukaryota; Dinophyceae; Suessiales; Symbiodiniaceae
Source: the annotation of a GenBank genome assembly
GUUUCUGUUCAGGGAUCAAAUUUGCUUAUACUUAAGAACAAUACGGUAGGUUUUUUUGAAAGUUGUGAAACAAUCAUGUAACAAUCAUGUCGAUGCCAGGAACCAUAGUGGUUUUCUUAAAAAACUCUGCUCUAUGUUUAUCAACACUCUUUCAAACACAAUGCCUCACAGUUAGCCCCUAUCUAAUUCAGCACGACUGCUUCAAACAUAUUUCAACCAACAAGAACACUUCUUCUAUGAAAAACACAUGGAAACUGCUUCUUCUAGACGCAAACGUCUUGAAACUCUUCUUUGCGCAAACCAGUCAAUGUCAGGACACCGAAAUCGACCUGAAACGGUUGUCGUUCUCUGACUGGUUGGCGAGCAUUGAUCCCUCCAUGGCAUUACAGCAGUAUUUGCCAUGCAUACAAGAGAGCUACGACACGGUCUCACAGAUUGCUACAACAUACACGAUCUUGAAGAACGGAGGUCAAGAGAAGACGCUGGAUCUCCAGCUGUUCGAUGACUUUGGAGUUGUGGAUGAUGAACACCAAGCCUUGUUCCGGAACUGGUUUGCACGCUUCUGUGGGGUAAGGGAGAUGGCGGAUGGCGAUAGCCUGUCAACGGAAGACCCUUCAACGCCACACUUUGGUCCUGAAGGAGAAGUGCAAACUGGAACUGCCAGCAACCUUCCUGGCAACUGUUCGGAGGAGGUGAAGGAAACAGCCACCGAGGUGCCCAGCGAAAAAGAUGCGAAGGUCCCAGCAGUCGCUUUGGACGCCAAAAUGGUUCAAGAGGAAGCUCUAAGCUCCCCCGUGAAGCAAUUGCAAAGAGAGGGGCAUGAAGCCAACCAGCAAGUAGAAGAGGUCGCGCAGCUUGUUGAGGCUGAGCAUCCACCCCCAGGUGGACAGAGUCCUCCUCAGGGUAAUGCGUUCUUCGAUUUCGAUGAUUUAUCAGCAGAACCGACUUUGCAGAAGACAGAAUUGGCCGAGAACCAAGCAAGAGAUGGCUCAGGAGGCAUGUUCGAUUUCGACGAGCUGGAGGAAAUAGCGCCCUCGGCGGCUGGCCUCAAGCUGCCUGGUGAUGUGGCCAAGGAGCAGGUCCAGGAGGAGGUUCAGGCUGAAGAUACGAAAGGACAAGCAGUGGAAGAGGCUGGCCAGGAUGAGCAGAAAGAGGAGAUGACUGAAGACACUGCAAAGGAGAAUGAUGAGGCUGAUGGAAAUACAAAGGAUGAUUCGAAGGAGAGGAUUCCGGAGGUGGAGAUGGAGGCUUCUAAUUUGCUUCACCAAUUUGACGAGAGCAUCAUCCCAGGCAACACCGAUGAGAGCGGAGAGCAGCCAGCUCAAAACCCUGAGACUUGGGGAGCAGACGUAGAUCAUGUUGAGACUGGGCGCGGUGGCUUUUUUGAUUUUGAUGAUUUGGACGAAGCCGAAGCAGGGUAACCUUCUGAAGUGGUGAGCUGAGCAGCUGCUCUCUGAAUCACAGCGGCAGCAUGGAAUGUGGGCAUGUUGAAGUGUGCAAAGGACCUCUGCAACAUGUCCGCUACAACAGGAUGCAUCUGGUGCAAAGUUGUUGGAUGUCGCCGAAUCCAUUUGAUAGGAUUCAUUCUCAGCGAGAGAUCAAAAA